AUGAAAUCAGCCAACGUAGCUGAUCUUCUGCUCGCCUAAGUUUUCUGUUCGCCCCUUGAGUUGAAUGAUCUCUGGUCAUGAAGGUUGAAGUCGUGACCGAAGGAAAGGAAGUUCGUUGCACUUUUGACGAAUUGAUUGAUGACGAAUUGGACUCAAAGGGAAAUUUCAGUGUAUGGCGUUUAUCGAAAUUCUUUAUGGAUGCCCGUCUAGCUUGGAUACUCAAUUCUGAAAAUAUCAAACUCGUGUUCAGAACGGAGUGCUCUUUUUUUGUCCGAUCACAAAAGAUUACAGUUUAUCCUGCGUUUUAUUCUAAAAUACGUCAUUCUAUAUCCGCCGUGUGCACAGCAAGGGUGAUACAAGUUGGUAAAACGUCAUUAGUUAUGGUGUUCGACCUCCAAAUGAAGUCAACUGGUGAAAUGAUAUCUACAUGCCUACUACAUUAUGUAUGUGUCAGUAUAAAAACGCGUCGCUCAAUGCCCCUGCCGCUGAAUUACAUCCAUGAUCACGCAGAUCUGACGAAAAUCCCGAGGCCGACGAUAGUUUCCGAGUUUCCUGGUUUUCCGACCAAUCCACGGAAUUUAUUUAAUUAUCCAAUUGUUGUUGUAAGCAGUGACAUUGAUAACAACGGGCAUACUAACCACUCGCGUUAUAUCGAGUAUUGUAUGGUUUGCGCCGAUUUUGCGGCCCGUGAGCGAGUAUAUUCUAUAAUUCGUAAAGAUGUUACCGAGUAUCAAGUCCGUGACAUUUCAUUAACAUAUUUGGGUGAAUCCUUACUAAAUGACAAACUACUGGUGACGUCAUGGGAAGACAACAGAAACCCACACAUUGUAUAUUUUGUCAUUCAUAAAGACAAACGUCUUAUAUUUUGGUGUUCAAUUAAUUUCAAUAUAUCGAAACUUCAAUCUCGUAUUUAGGGAAUGCAAUGUGUUUUGUCUGUGUAUGCAAUAUCUACAAUCUCGUAGUGAUUAGCAAUGAUUGAGUUGGUAAAGAAAUAAAUGAAGUUAUUAUCUUCAUGUGAGAUUCGAUCUUCCGGUCCCUGGUUUAAAGGCAUAGGGCAUUUUCAAUAAAUAAUUGUAAGGAUAUGGGCAAAUAAGUGAGGAAAUCAUUACUCUCCUGUAAGAACCCGCGAUUUGCAAUAUCAGUGAUGUUAUCACCGACAUAAGGCCGAUUUAACCAUAUAGUAGACUUUGAUGUAACAAAUAAACAAAAAUCAACGUUUAAAAAAUACACUAGUUAAAAUAUAACUCUCUUUACGUUAUUGUAUACCUCACAACAAUUGAUCGAUAAACCAUUAACUAUUCGUAUGUGAUAUCACAUUUUGCAAUAGCACAAUGUUUUAUUUACAUAAAUAAUUUAGACUCACCAAACUGCAAAUAGUUGUUGUGUUAAAAAACAAUUGUUUGUUGGAAAUAAAUACAACCUGUCUUCUUAUAUCAGUAUAUGUAUAUACCAGCCUUUAUCAGAAUUGUAUUUGUGGAUUCUUUCAUCGCAUGAAAACUGUUUUAUUUUGUAAAUGUAUUUAAUACAGAUGAGUGUUAUCGA
This is a messenger RNA of Saccoglossus kowalevskii, 1542 nucleotides long. RefSeq lists its product as uncharacterized. The record is from RefSeq and is a predicted model, not a curated record. Lineage: Eukaryota; Metazoa; Hemichordata; Enteropneusta; Harrimaniidae.